AUGGAAUGGACAAUGUCUCCAAUUAUUUUGCUGAAACCUAAUAUAACUUUGCCAGAUUAUGUUUUGGUUGACUUUAAGGCUUCCAGUGUUAAAAGACUUUACCCACCCGGCAUAUGGAAUGAAUUGGUAGCCACAUUUACUUUCAAGAGACUAUAUGGUUUCUAUAUUCUUCAGGUCAUCUAG
Meloidogyne enterolobii is the source of this 183-nucleotide messenger RNA. NCBI's taxonomy places the organism in Eukaryota, Metazoa, Nematoda, Chromadorea, Rhabditida, Meloidogynidae. The record is from the annotation of a GenBank genome assembly.